UGAUGUGUAGUUUCUUUUUCCAGUCCGUUGUGAUUUCGUUUAUUCCCAUUACAUUGUUGUUGACGUCAUCUAUAAUUCGUUUCCGAAGGUCAAAGAUGAUUGAGCCGACGCCUAUGAAAAUCUUCGAUUUAGAAAAAAGAACUUCCGGUGGUAUUCAGUUGUAAUAUGGAAUAUGCUUCGAUAUUCAUUGACGUCAGCGAUAUGUUGUGCUCUCCAGAUUCUGAUUUAUUCUACUAUAAAAGGGUAAUCCGAAGACUUCAACAAUCAGUUCAUAUUGUUCAAGUACCCAAGCACAUUCCAAGAUGAAAUACUUCUUCGUCGUAUUCCUGGCUCUGGCCGCCACAGUUAUCGCUCAAAACGAGAUCAACCAGUACACCACCAAAUUCGAUAGCAUCGAUGUGGACGAAAUUCUCAAGUCGGACCGAUUGUUCAACAACUACUACAAGUGUCUGCUGGAUCUGGGACGGUGCACUCCGGAAGGCGUGGAACUGAAACGGGUGUUGCCCGAAGCCCUGGAGACGUCCUGUGCCAAGUGCAGCGAAAAGCAACGAGAAACCAGUGACCGGGCCAUCAAGUACCUGACCGAGAAUCGCCCGGAGGAGUGGAAGGUCCUGAAGGCUCGCUACGAUCCGGAUAACAAGUAUUCGAAGAAGAAUGAAAACGAUGCGUAGUAGGAUGGCGUGGAGUUGUGGGAUAGAAAGGGCAUUGAAGUGAUUUAAAAUUACGUUUUUUUGAGAUAUUCGUGCAUCAUGAAUAGUAA
This is a messenger RNA of Aedes aegypti (yellow fever mosquito), 760 nucleotides long. Its product is annotated as ejaculatory bulb-specific protein 3. The transcript has a single exon. Lineage: Eukaryota; Metazoa; Arthropoda; Insecta; Diptera; Culicidae. The record is from RefSeq and is a predicted model, not a curated record. The coding region runs from base 303 to 671 and encodes 122 amino acids.